Dioszegia hungarica is the source of this 1185-nucleotide messenger RNA. RefSeq lists its product as uncharacterized. Bases 1 to 1185 code for a protein of 394 amino acids. The record is from RefSeq and is a predicted model, not a curated record. The transcript has 6 exons. NCBI's taxonomy places the organism in Eukaryota, Fungi, Basidiomycota, Tremellomycetes, Tremellales, Bulleribasidiaceae.
AUGCGAAGCGCAACGCAGCGAGAGAAGAAUCGGGCCGACAGACGAUACUUGGACAGCGAGUUCACACUACCGGAUGGGAGAAUCAUCUUUCUCGCCACUGAGCCGUUUGAUGACAGUUUCACCUACAAGAUCGGACUUGGGUCCAGUCGGGCACCGCGCAGCAACCAAGCCACGCUGCCCAGCCUCAAAGUGUCUGGUACGGCUCUCUUGGACGCCGUUCUGACUUCUGCACAGCGUGACCAGUACGCUCAAAUGAGGACGGAGCGAGAAACUACAUCAGGCGGUAUGACUUGCACGGGCAGCGCAGCAUUCCGCAACUGGGUGAUGCGACACUUCAAAGCGUACAACAAUGUAUCCGCCGAGGAGGCUGCCAAGGCUGGCAAGUCGCAAGAGAAUGCUACCCUGCUUGAAGAGAGCAUUCCGAAGGCCGAGCAAACAGGCGAGAUCUUUGAUGCACUGACGGAAGCUGAUCGAUUUCAUGCUUCGGUCGUGCUGUGCUCUCCGCUCGACAGGACCUGCACGAGCGCGAUACUGACGCUGGGUAAGGGGCGGAAGCCUGUGGCUGAUGAGACGAUACGCGAGAUGGCAUCGUCGGGACUCGCGAGACAUGCACGCCUACCCACCAGGAAGGAUGGCGAGACUGAUCCGAUGAUCGACGAGCGUAUCGCUGUCCUUCUUGAAAUCUACCGCUCCACAGAUCCCCGAAGUGAUGGCACGACAGAGUCCGCCGUCGAUAUCGAUGAACGAAUCCUUGACGCGCUGGAACAUCAAGCAAAGAUCAUCCAGAUACUGGCCACCGUCGCCGAAGAUCGGAGCCGGCGCAUCGACCUGCCCGUGGUCACACACAAGGGAUUCGGUAGACGUUACUUGAAGAAGUGCGCACCUGGCGAGUUCAGCCUCAAGCACUGGCCGAAUGGGGAAGUCCAUACACUCGAUGGAUCUGUCGAAUCGUGGGGAGAUGUCACUGACCCAGAAUGGCGGGCGGUCAUCACUUUUACAGGGGUUGGCCCGGUCAUCAGCCUCAACAAUCAGAAGGACCCUCAGCCAGAGGCAGGUAUGGGACAAGAAGAAUUCCAGGCCGCUGAAUCAGAGGAUACAGACUCUGUGGCAGGAGGGGGAGGCAGGUAUAGGACUGAGGAUGACACGGAGCUUUGGGGUUUUGGGAAAGAGGUCCUCGAGUAUUGA